This is a messenger RNA of Hylaeus anthracinus, 2645 nucleotides long. Its product is annotated as RNA-binding protein 24-like. The record is from RefSeq and is a predicted model, not a curated record. The transcript is spliced from 6 exons. The coding region runs from base 535 to 1527 and encodes 330 amino acids. NCBI's taxonomy places the organism in Eukaryota, Metazoa, Arthropoda, Insecta, Hymenoptera, Colletidae. Gene Ontology annotation, molecular function: RNA binding. Gene Ontology annotation, cellular component: cytosol.
AACUUAAAGGUAGCUCGUCAUUCGCACGUGGGCCUUCGUUCGUGACGGAUGUGUGCGCGCGCCAAGGAGAACCGCCAAUUGCAAAGACACACCGUCGGUUAACCACGGGUGGUACGUGUCGGCAACAGUGUAAACCCGCGGGCGAGAAAAUUUCCAUUUAGACGUGCGAAUUUUCGUGUAGUCGCAUCUCGACGGUGAUAGCGACUUCGAGCAACGCGGUUCCGCUCCAAAAGCGAGAGCAGUUGUUAUCCGUGGUGCAUUGUUUGAUAUACGCGACAUCGAUUUUUUGAUCGUCGGAUCGCUCAUUGUCGAUCCCGCUAAAGGAGUUCCACUGGUGCUUUUCAUUGGGAUUAAUCACGAUAUCUACACAGUGCGACUAACAUCGGUGGAACGAGAGAGGUCUCAAAGUUUCCGAUCGCCUAAAUGCUGCUGAGCCUGUGACGUUGAUUAACGUUCGUGCCAAGUACCAAAGAAGGUGUCAAAAUUGAGCAAGUAGUUCUUUCAUCCGGCGGUGAUCUCGCCAAAAUUUGGAGGAUGUUGAUGCCUGGUGCCACGGGUCUCAGCACCGUCGGCACUGUUGGUGCCGUGGGGGCGCCAGGGCCGGACGAGUUGGUCUCGAGCCUGGGCGCUUUGACUGGCACCACACCCCAACAGAAGGACACCACCUGGACGAAACUUUUCGUCGGUGGUUUGCCCUACCACUCCACCGACAAAAGUCUCAGGGAACACUUCAACGUCUACGGAGACAUCGAGGAAGCUGUCGUUAUCACGGACAGGCAGACUGGAAAAAGUAGAGGCUAUGGUUUCGUGAUCAUGGGAGACAGACCGGCAGCGGAGAGGGCGUGCAAAGAUCCCAACCCCAUAAUCGACGGUCGCAAAGCAAACGUCAACCUGGCCAUUCUUGGAGCUAAGCCCAGGGGUAAUCUACAAGCGACAUUCCCGUUCGCUGCUGGCAUCCGAGCUGGAUACCCCACGGUUCUUCCUGGCCAAUAUGGGGUGCCACCGGGUUACGUGUAUCAGUCGCCGUACCUGGCGACCGCGGCGCCAGGUGGUUUGGUACCGCUUCCGGCAACACAGUUGACCCACGCCGCGGCAAUGGCGGCGGCGUCCCAAUUUUACGAGUAUCAGAACGCCGCUGCAGCGGCCGCCAGUUAUCCGGGGACAUCGUACAAUUUCGCCGAGGCUUAUCCGUAUACCAGCGCCGCCGCGGCCGGUAUGUGUUUGAAAAGUGUCCAGAGCAAGGACAGCAACGGGCUGAUACACCACCAUCAGCAGCACACCGGCGGCAGCCCCGCGGUGCUGGCCCACCAACGAUUGGAGAAAGCUCUCCUGCCGCCCUUUCUGCCGUCCUUGCUACGUAGCAACGCAAACGCGGCAGCGGCUAGUUACGUGACACCCUAUACGUACGCGGCGCUACCAGGUGCAGCAGGGUUGCCUGCAGCCGCGGCCGCAGCUGCAACGGCGGCGGGUGCCGCGUUCCCAGGUCUCCCGUACCAAACAACGCCCCAAGAAGCGAGAUUGCAGUAGAACUCGGGGCCCAACCAUCGCUGGGAAUCCCAGUGUCGCCACCGUCGCGACUCAAAACUCGAUCCUCGCCGCAACGAACUUGAAAUCCUCGCCAGACGCCUUUCAUCGAAGACACCGUGCGACCACCCCCCCCCCCCCCAACCAUUAGUUUGUCAGCUGUUCUGGAGUUUCGUUCCGCGUUUUCACGAGUUCAUAUCUUCUUCUCUUUUCUGGAAACGGCGCACCGUCGGAGAAAACACGAGAACGAGGACGACGCCCACGCCGUGGCUGCUCAGGAUCGACGACUCGCGGUUUCUUACUUAAUCUUUAAAUCUUCCCCACCUUAAUCUUCCUUUGCCACGUUCUCCUUUGUAGGGCCAACAUUGGCGCGCUCAGCCAAUUAGUACUCGAAGAUACGAGACGUUUACGAUUAUUUAUAAUUAAGGAAGCACGAAUAGAGGCUUUUCUUCGAUAGAUGCGCGCGCGCGCGCGGACUUCCCGUCACGAAUUGUAGUUUGCGAUUACUGAUCACUCGGGCGAUUGUCAAUGAUUGUAAACGAAAUGUUUCGGUAAUCAAUGGCUCAGUCAAUGGAAGACCGAUCCGUAUUCAGAAUUGAUAGAUACUACACUCGACCUGUAAUCUCGAGGCGUUGGCAGGAUUCGAAGGCACGUUUCUUCCAGUAUUCGACGAGGAACCGUUUCGGCGUUCUUCGUGGUCCGUUAUCGCGAUUUUGCUGCGAUCUUCCAGAGAGGGAGAUUUCUGACGGUGUCGUUUCGGCGCUUUCGUCGGAUAUCUUUUCUGAAUAUCGGUCGAAGCGUGCGGAAAUGCUUUAGAAUCAAACGGUUGUACAUGAUGAACGAAACCACGUGACGACGACGGAAAUUAUUGGGCUGACUCAUCAAUAACUUCCAUUUUUUAAUUAACAAUUUACUUACAAAUAUAUUUUUACCAGACUGCGAAUGUUUAUGCACAGUUUCACAGACACUGAAAAUGAAAUUAAUCUUAAAUUAUUGCGUAUCUUAUCUUCUCAUAGAUUUUCCAUUACUUCCCUUCGACGUACAUGCAUAAACGUCUGCAGUCUAAUUAUCGCAUAAUAAAUCUUAAUCAAUUUUACGAUCACAACAGAAGUUAUUUAUGA